AUGGAUGCGCUGCAGUGUUCAUCCUCUGAACUUACACACAAUGCUCGCUACAGCUCCACCACGACCAGGCCUGGGGGCUCGAACAUCUUCGGCCCCCGCGGGGGUCUCCAGAAACUUGACGCCGCGCGGAAGCCAGGACCAGGGACGAAUAUGGGACAACCAUUGUUGGAGGAAGAUGAGGGGUCGUCGACUGCGGGCGAGGCCAGAAACACACAAUCCCGUCCGCAAGGCGAGGAAGUUCCCAGAAGCGGUUUUCCCAAAGUGACCAUCGCAGUGGCAGGUGAAGAAAACGCCGGCAAGAGCAGUUUCGUCAAAUGUGCGCUGGAUAUGAAGCACCCACCUAUCUCGACUAUGAGCAAGAAGAAGAUGUCAUUGGACGGUACAGUCUAUUUAGUGCGUUUACUCGAGGUCGACUUGACCCGGAUUCAGUUCGAUGAGGACAAGAGGAUUCUCUGGCCACAUACCGGAUCCGACAUAUCUAGGCCAGUCAUUGACGGGGUUCUGGUUCUACACGAUGCCACAAAGCCGGAUAGGCUCUCCCUAACGACGAACCUCAUUUACUCAUUGGCUGCCUCGGAUCUGCCGUUCUUGCAGGUCGCCUGCAAAUGCGAUGUCAACCCUGAGCCUGCGGAAGACAUUGAAGUGGAUGCGAUCCACGAGCGAUACGAGAUCUAUCGGACAUCGUUUUCUUCGUCGCGAUCUCAACGCAUGUGUAUAGCGUUAGUUCUGCGUGGAGUCAUUUCUACUCGACAAGAUCUCGCCUCGGAGUUGAUUAAUUCUAAUACUCCUGCCGUUUCACCGAGAACAACUACCAGAUCUUUCGAACACCACGAGCACCACACUCGUGCCAACUCGGAAACUCCCUUAGCCGUGUUGAACGGAGCCGCUGGCGGCCCACCAACGGCCUCCGAUCGAAUUGUUGACGGGGAUGGUGAGCAAGGUCUCUCCAUCGACCAGGCCAACUCCAACCUGGCGCACGAUACCUACAGUUCCAACCGUUAUGCCCGCAGUAAUUCGCAACCGCUGCGACCGCAGACUCCGCCAUCCGGAGCGCGUUUAAACACCCGCAGGCCGUCAGCACAAGAACCAAUCUCCCCGACUCACGAUAAUCGCCAGCAACGAUUGCAUACUGCCUGGCGGCACAGUGGUGGAUCGGACGCUUUCAACAGCUUCUUGAACAUGGACGAGGAGAUGGAUGAUGGACAGAGCCGGCCCACAAGCCCUGGCGCAGUCGUGCGACCAAAGCCGAGCAGCGAGAGCAACUCCAGCGCAGAGACCGGCCAAUCCUUCGAGGAGCUUGUCGAUCGUUUGAUUUCGUUGCCAACGUCGAAACAGGACCAAAAGUUCCGCUCCACCUUCCUAUGUCUGUACCGAAAGUUUGCUGCCCCUGGAAACCUCCUGGGUGCCUUGAUCGGUCGAUUUGAGCGCAACGAAAUGGGCAAUGAUGAUCAACUCGCUCGUAUGGCAGAUCAACUACGAUUGCUCGACGUCAUGGCUCAAUGGGCUUCGGAGUAUCCUGGAGAUUUCGCACGCCCUAAGCUACGUAAACGAAUCAUUGAUUUCGUCGCGACCCUCGAAAAGAGCCAUUUCUACAUGUUCGCUGCUAAGGAGAUCGGAUCUCAAUUAGACUCAAACGCGGAAGACGAUGACGUUGGCUGGGCCUAUGGAGGUGACAGCGAUGCCGAUAAUUUCCAUUUGGGCGAGACAUUCUUCGAUGACUCGGGCCGGAGCUCUCCAGCGCAGGUUUUCACUGGCACUGCGACUGGGACCUAUGAUAACGAAGAAGAGCAAGACCCAAUAUACAGUAUGAGUGCGCUAGAUCUCAGCGGCCCGCAUGACUCGACAUCCCGACUCUCGGGCACUCUCUCAAUCUCGUCAACCACCGACAAACCCAACAGCACUACAAACCAAACAUUCACAUUGCUGAGCCUCGAUGCAGCCCAAAAAGAGGCUUUGUAUCUUGAAAUAACAUACAAGGCUGCUCUAGGCAAGCUCCAAUGGCGGAUCUUCAUGGAAACGCCAGAUGAGGAAUUUGCACGAGAAUUGACGCGGAUUGACUGGAUCAUGUACAACUCAUUCCGCCCGCGUGAUCUUGUGCGCCAUGUCAGCCUGUCCGGUGUCGACAAGCAUACGAUCAAGAGCUUGGCAAAUGUCAAUCGAAUGAUCAAACAGUUCAACCAUCUAGCCUUCUUUGUAGCCAGCCUGAUCCUCCUGCGUGACAAGCCGAAGCAUCGAGCGAAGGCAAUGGAGAAGUUCAUGAACAUCGCAGGGAAACUCCGACGCCAAAACAACUAUAAUUCCUUGGGUGCCGUGAUCGCCGGCAUCAAUGGCACCCCCGUCCAGCGUUUGACGCAAACUCGAGAUCUAGUUCCUAUUCCGGUCCAGAAAGAGUUCAUGCGCCAGGUCAUUCUCAUGGGCACUCAACGAAGCCACUUCGCCUACCGGCUUGCCUGGGAGAACUCAUUCUCAGAGCGAAUUCCAUUCCUACCUCUCCAUCGUCGUGAUCUUGUUUCCGCCGAAGAAGGAAACAAGACGUUUGUUGGCGAGAAUAAAUCGCGCAUCAAUUGGAAGAAAUUCGAGGUCAUGGGUGAGGUUGUUCUCGGCAUCCAACGAAGCCAAAAGACUCCUCACCCUCAAGCUCAAAAGUUUGAGGAUGUUGAGCGACUGAUCCUGGAUUCGAAGCUCUCCGGAGACGAAGAGGAUCUGUAUGCUCGGAGCUUGCAAGUCGAACCGUCCACGGGAGCUGAGGGACGAAAGAAGUUCGGCUGGUUGCGCUCUUAA
Molecule: messenger RNA, 2781 nt
Organism: Penicillium paradoxum
Lineage: Eukaryota; Fungi; Ascomycota; Eurotiomycetes; Eurotiales; Aspergillaceae
Product: putative Ras guanyl-nucleotide exchange factor RasGEF
Exons: 7
Coding region: 1-2781 (926 amino acids)
Biological process (GO): Ras protein signal transduction; positive regulation of GTPase activity
Cellular component (GO): plasma membrane
Molecular function (GO): guanyl-nucleotide exchange factor activity
Source: RefSeq, a predicted model, not a curated record